Messenger RNA from Cervus elaphus (red deer), 1903 nucleotides. It is a transcript of the gene STK17A, whose product is annotated as serine/threonine kinase 17a. NCBI's taxonomy places the organism in Eukaryota, Metazoa, Chordata, Mammalia, Artiodactyla, Cervidae. Gene Ontology annotation, cellular component: nucleus. Gene Ontology annotation, molecular function: ATP binding; protein serine/threonine kinase activity. The transcript is spliced from 7 exons. The coding region runs from base 145 to 1389 and encodes 414 amino acids. The record is from RefSeq and is a predicted model, not a curated record. Gene Ontology annotation, biological process: intracellular signal transduction; protein phosphorylation; positive regulation of apoptotic process.
GGCAGCCGGCCGCAGUCUGUGCGCAGCUCCGGGCAGAGCGGGUGGCAUCCUCGCGCCGGCUCGAGGCAGCUGGAGGCGGGGCCGUUACCCGCCGGGAGCUCCGAGCGAGCCGGGCGGCAGGCAAGGAAAGCAAGCCCGAGCGCCAUGAUUCCUCUCGAGAAGCCGGGCAGCGGCGGCUCUUCCCCGGCUGCCGCCUCCGGCUCGGGUCGGGCUGGCCGGGGUCUGAGCACGCCGCGCCGGCCGCCGCCCCCGACCCAGGCCCGCGGACUGCUGACGGAGAUCCGCACCGCCGUGCGGACCGAGCCCUUUCAGGACGCCUACACCCUGACCCCCGGCCGGGAGUUGGGCAGAGGGAAAUUUGCAGUGGUGAGGAAAUGCAUAAAGAAAGAUUCUGGAAAAGAAUUUGCCGCCAAGUUCAUGAGAAAAAGAAGAAAAGGCCAAGAUUGUCGGAUGGAAAUAGUUCAUGAAAUCGCUGUACUCGAGCUAGCCCAGGACAAUCCAUGGGUCAUUAAUUUACAUGAAGUCUACGAGACACCAUCGGAAAUGAUCUUAGUUCUGGAAUAUGCGGCUGGAGGUGAAAUCUUUGACCAGUGUGUUGCAGACAGAGAUGAAGCAUUCACAGAAAAAGAUGUUCAGAGACUCAUGAGGCAGAUUUUAGAAGGUGUUUGCUUCCUACACGCUCAUGAUGUCGUUCAUCUUGAUUUGAAGCCUCAGAAUAUUCUGCUGACAAGUGAAUCUCCACUGGGUGACAUUAAGAUAGUGGAUUUUGGCCUUUCAAGAAUAAUGAAGAAGAGCGAAGAACUCCGAGAGAUCAUGGGCACUCCUGAGUAUGUGGCUCCUGAAGUUCUUAGUUACGAUCCUAUCAGCAUGGCAACAGAUAUGUGGAGCAUUGGAGUGUUAGCAUAUGUCAUGCUGACAGGAAUAUCACCUUUCCUGGGUGAUGAUAAACAGGAAACUUUCCUCAACAUCUCACAGAUGAAUUUAAGUUAUUCUGAGGAAGAAUUUGACGUUGUGUCUGAGUCAGCUGUUGACUUCAUCAAGACACUUUUAGUUAAGAAACCUGAAGAUCGCGCCACUGCAGAGGAGUGUCUGAAACACCCAUGGCUGACUGAGAGCGGUGUUCAGGAGCCUGCCUUCAAGGUCAGAGGGGCCUUAGAAGGAGCACAUGCCCUCCAGGAAGCAGAUUCUGUGUCUGAAAGUAAUUCAGAUACUCAGAAGCCAGAAACCGAGGAAUCCAUUGUAACAGAGGAGCUGAUUGUAGUGACUUCGUAUACUUUAGGACAAUGCAGACAGUCUGAAAAGGAGAAGAUGGAGCAAAAGGCCAUUUCCAAACGAUUUAAAUUUGAGGAACCUUUGCUACAAGACAUUCCAGGAGAUUUUAUCUACUGAGCAGUAUUUCCCUUUAGAACUUUAAGAUUUCUACAUUGGAAACAUUAUUUAUGGACUUCUGGCCAAAUGGUACAUGGAUUGAAAGUGGAUGACCAGGUAUCAGUGAUAGAAACUUAAAAUAACUUUGUCAAACUUGUGGAGUGAGAGAAAUCAAGCCAGAUUUAUCAAGUGGCCAACCAGGAGGCUUAACGGGUGAAGUUACCUUUUUCAAUGUUCUUUUAAAGAAGGGAGAUGUUUGAACCUUUUAUUUCUGCAUCCUGCUUCUCCAGAAUGAGAAUUUGUAUGCAAAGACAUCUGUAUUCACUUUCUGUAAAAAUCCAAGUAAAAGUGCCAAAAUUAACACCUAUGUAAAUCUGUUUUGCCUUAUUCAUAUGUAUAUCUGCAUAUAUAUAUGUUGAUACCUUUACUAAAAUUGAUACUUUUUCACUUUUGGUUUUUUUAGAGGGCAUAAGAUUUUAAUUUAAGUGUUUUCCAAAUUUUUGAGACCUAGAAUAAAUCCACUAGUUUAAAAAGG